Molecule: messenger RNA, 2454 nt
Organism: Nyctereutes procyonoides (raccoon dog)
Lineage: Eukaryota; Metazoa; Chordata; Mammalia; Carnivora; Canidae
Product: collagen alpha-1(III) chain-like
Exons: 1
Coding region: 1-2454 (817 amino acids)
Source: RefSeq, a predicted model, not a curated record
AUGCUUCGGGAACACGAGGGGCGGAGCUCCCGCUGGAGUCUGAGCUGGUUUGGGGGCCAGAUUGUGGCCAUCGGUGGGCGGUGUGUGUUGGGCAGUACACCUGGCCCCGGGGCGCGGUCAGCACCGGGUGGUCCCCGCGGUCAGCACCUGGGCGGUCCCCGCGGUCAGCACCAGGCGGUCCCCGCGGUCAGCACCGGGCCGUCCCCGCGGUCAGCACCGGGCGGUCCCCGCGGUCAGCACCGGGCCGUCCCCCGCGGUCAGCACCGAGCGGUCCCCGCGGUCAGCACCUGGGCGGUCCCCGCGGUCAGCACCAAGCGGUCCCCGCGGUCAGCACCUGGGCGGUCCCGGCGGUCAGCACCGGGCUGUCCCCCGCGGUCAGCACCGGGCCGUCCCCCGCGGUCAGCACCAAGUAGUCCCCGCGGUCAGCACCAAGCGGUCCCCGCGGUUAGCACCAGGCGGUCCCCGUGGUUAGCACCGGACCGUCCCCGCGGUCAGCACCUGGGCGGUCCCCGCGGUCAGCACCUGGGCGGUCCCCGCGGUCAGCACCGGGCGGUCCCCACGGUCAGCACCUGGGCGGUCCCCGCGGUCAGCACCUGGGCGGUCCCCGCGGUCAGCACCGGGCCGUCCCCCGCGGUCAGCACCUGGGCGGUCCCCGCGGUCAGCACCGAGCGGUCCCGCGGUCAGCACCGGGCGGUCCCGGCGGUCAGCACCGAGCGGUCUCCGCGGUCAGCACCGAGCGGUCCCGCGGUCAGCACCGAGCGGUCUCCGCGGUCAGCACCGGGCGGUCCCGGCGGUCAGCACCGGGCCGUCCCCCGCGGUCAGCACCGGGCGGUCCCCGCGGUCAGCACCUGGGCGGUCCCCGCGGUCAGCACCGGGCGGUCCCCGCGGUCAGCACCGGGCGGUCCCCGCGGUCAGCACCGAGCGGUCCCCGCGGUCAGCACCGGGCGGUCUCCGCGGUCAGCACCGGGCGGUCCCGGCGGUCAGCACCGGGCCGUCCCCCGCGGUCAGCACCGGGCGGUCCCCGCGGUCAGCACCGAGCGGUCCCGCGGUCAGCACCGAGCGGUCCCGCGGUCAGCACCGGGCGGUCUCCGCGGUCAGCACCGGGCGGUCCCGGCGGUCAGCACCGGGCCGUCCCCCGCGGUCAGCACCGGGCGGUCCCCGCGGUCAGCACCGAGCGGUCCCGCGGUCAGCACCGGGCGGUCCCCGCGGUCAGCACCGAGCGGUCCCGCGGUCAGCACCGGGCGGUCCCGGCGGUCAGCACCGGGCCGUCCCCCGCGGUCAGCACCGGGCGGUCCCCGCGGUCAGCACCUGGGCGGUCCCCGCGGUCAGCACCGAGCGGUCCCGCGGUCAGCACCGGGCGGUCCCCGCGGUCAGCACCGAGCGGUCCCGCGGUCAGCACCGGGCGGUCCCCGCGGUCAGCACCGGGCCGUCCCCCGCGGUCAGCACCGGGCGGUCCCCGCGGUCAGCACCGAGCGGUCCCGCGGUCAGCACCGGGCGGUCCCGGCGGUCAGCACCGGGCCGUCCCCCGCGGUCAGCACCGGGCGGUCCCCGCGGUCAGCACCGAGCGGUCCCGCGGUCAGCACCGAGCGGUCUCCGCGGUCAGCACCGGGCGGUCCCGGCGGUCAGCACCGGGCCGUCCCCCGCGGUCAGCACCGGGCGGUCCCCGCGGUCAGCACCUGGGCGGUCCCCGCGGUCAGCACCGAGCGGUCCCGCGGUCAGCACCGGGCGGUCCCCGCGGUCAGCACCGAGCGGUCCCGCGGUCAGCACCGGGCGGUCCCGGCGGUCAGCACCGGGCCGUCCCCCGCGGUCAGCACCGGGCGGUCCCCGCGGUCAGCACCGAGCGGUCCCGCGGUGAGCACCGGGCGGUCCCCGCGGUCAGCACCGGGAGGUCCCCGCGGUCAGCACCGAGCGGUCCCGCGGUCAGCACCGGGCGGUCCCGGCGGUCAGCACCGGGCCGUCCCCCGCGGUCAGCACCGGGCGGUCCCCGCGGUCAGCACCGAGCGGUCCCGCGGUCAGCACCGAGCGGUCUCCGCGGUCAGCACCGGGCGGUCCCGGCGGUCAGCACCGGGCCGUCCCCCGCGGUCAGCACUGGGCGGUCCCCGCGGUCAGCACCGAGCGGUCCCGCGGUUAGCACCGAGCGGUCUCCGCGGUCAACACCGGGCCGUCCCCCGCGGUCAGCACCGGGCGGUCCCCGCGGUCAGCACCGGGCGGUCCCCGCGGUCAGCACCGGGCGGUCCCGGCGGUCAGCACCGGGCGGUCCCCGCGGUCAGCACCGAGCGGUCCCGCGGUCAGCACCGAGCGGUCUCCGCGGUCAACACCGGGCCGUCCCCCGCGGUCAGCACCGGGCGGUCCCCGCGGUCAGCACCUGGAGUACCGAGCGCCCGCACCUCCUCGCAGUUCCGUCUGUGCAUCCUGGGUGCAACAUGGCUUGGACUGGAACACAGGGCCAAGUAG